Molecule: messenger RNA, 4273 nt
Organism: Cynoglossus semilaevis (tongue sole)
Lineage: Eukaryota; Metazoa; Chordata; Actinopteri; Pleuronectiformes; Cynoglossidae
Gene: rabgef1l
Product: RAB guanine nucleotide exchange factor (GEF) 1, like
Exons: 9
Coding region: 334-1860 (508 amino acids)
Biological process (GO): vesicle-mediated transport
Cellular component (GO): cytosol; endocytic vesicle
Molecular function (GO): DNA binding; guanyl-nucleotide exchange factor activity; small GTPase binding
Source: RefSeq, a predicted model, not a curated record
AAAGUUUUUAUUUUCAGCUUAAUACCAAUUGUUUUAACAGUAAUUCUAAGCUGCUCUAGUAAUAACUAUGUAGAAUGACAAUGGGUGGCAAUAAAAAAUGUAACCAUUCUGACAAAUGUAUGAAUAUAUAUUUGUGCCAGUUACAGACGACUGAAAUAAUGUGCUAAAGGGAGGAAUAAUCUGGAAAUUAUAAACUAAUUACAUUAGUAACAAAGCAAAUACAUCCUCGUGUUUCCUGUACACUCCCAUCAUACUGAGCUAAUUACAACUGCAGAGGGCUAAUUUUACUCCACUUCAUCUACUGGAUGGCGGUCCCCCUGACUUCGGAGAAGCAUGAUGAGCCAGCGGCGUGGGAUCCAUGUGGACCAAUCAGAGCUGCUUUGCACAAAAGGCUGUGGUUUUUAUGGCAACAAUGCCUGGCAGGGCUUGUGCUCCAAGUGCUGGCGAGAGGAGAAUCAGAAAGAAAAGCAAAAACAGAUUCAAGACGACUGGGCCCUAGCAGAGAGACUGCAAAAAGAAGAGGAGGAAGCAUAUGCGAACAGACAUCAGAAGAGCCAGGCACCAACAAACGCAACUCCCUUUAGCAAGUUUGAAGAAAGAAAAUCGAAAGAAAAGUCCAGCAAAGUCAACACAGUCACCAAGUUUUUUAUUCCAUCCUCAAAAACACCUCAGAAAAAGGAUGCUGCGUCCCUGGACUCACAAUCAAGUCCAAGUCCAAGUUCCUCUGUCAGCAGACAUUCCUCUGUGGACAGUGACCAGGCAACAAAAGAGUUCAUUGAUUUCCUUAGGCCUCUGAAGUCAGGCAGGGAGAUCUUUAAACAGUGCCGAGCCUUCACUGAGAGCAUGGUCUAUAAGCGGGAUAUGGGUGCAGAUGAGCUGUCAGAGUGUGUGCAGGAUUUCUACCAGAACCUCUCAGAUCGUCUGCACACCCAGUUCAAAGGUUCAUCAGAUCAUGUGGAGAGCAUUAUGGAUGAGGUAGAAAAGUACAUGAUGACUCGUCUGUACAAGGAAGUUUUCUGUCCCGAGUCCACGGAUGACGAGAAGAAAGACCUGGCCACUCAGAAGAGGAUCAGAGCCUUGCACUGGGUCACCAUAGAGAUGUUGUGUGUUCCUGUAGACGAGGAGAUCCCUGAGGUUUCUGACAGCGUAGUAAAGGCCAUCACAGAUGUGAUAGAAAUGGAUUCUAAACGCGUUCCCAAGGACAAGCUGUCCUGCAUCACCCGCUGCAGCAAACACAUCUUCAACGCCAUCAAGGUCAGCAAGAAGGAGGCGGCGUCUGCUGACGACUUCCUGCCCACACUUAUCUACAUUGUGCUAAAAGCAAACCCUCCACGACUGCAGUCCAACAUCCAGUACAUCACCCGCUACUGCAACCCCAGCAGACUGAUGACCGGAGAGGACGGUUACUACUUCACCAACCUGUGCUGUGCUGUGGCCUUCAUUGAGAAGCUGGACGCUCAGUCUCUGAACCUGAGCACAGAGGAGUUUGACCUCUACAUGUCAGGCCAGGCGUCCCCCCACUGGCCACCAGCCACUGGAGCCUCCUCCAUCUCCCCCAGCAGCACCACUCUCAGUCAAGUCCACAAAAGGCUGGACCUGCUGACGGGGUUGGGACAGAGGCAGGAGCGCGUCAUGGAGAAGGCCCGUCAGCUGGAGAAUGACCUCAUUGACUGGACAGACGAGGUGGAACAGAAGGUGCAGAGCGUCCUGGAGAGCUUCUCACCAGAGAGCCAAACCCCCGCCGCAGCCACCGCCACAGUGGGGGAAACGACGUCUGCAGCUUCAUCGGCCAUUGACUCUGAUAAUGUGGAGAACGAGCUCCUGCCUCCACCUCUGCAGCCGCAGGUGUUUGCCGGCUGACGUGAAGAGCUGGAUUCUGAUGAAUCAUUGAAGCUUUACUCCAUUCUUCCCUUUCUCCCUUCUGUUGGACUUUGCUGUUUGUGUGCACAUACAGUUGUGGUCGUAUGGACGUCAUUCCCAUGACAUUCAUAUUCAUUUCCAACUAUCCUCAUGUUGCAGUGGGCCUGAAAAUACACUGGAAAACAAUAGAACAAAUACAAAUAAUGAAAUAGUUUAGUAUUUGGGGAAAUGCACUUUAGUUGUUUUUUUUGUUUGUUUGUUUGUUUUUGCGAGUCGUGGGAUAAUUCCACGGAUGCCAUCGCAAACAUCUGCUUAAAAUAUCCUUUCCGGAUUAAACCAACAAACUAGAACAAAUUAGAGUAUUACUGUAGUUCUCCAGGUAAACACUCAAGGUGUGUUGUCUGUACACACAGUUACAUUUGCACAGGCUGUGUGGAGAAACAAGCUCAAAUUGUCAGGACAUUGACUAAAACAUACAAAACAAAUACAAAGACUGAGCAGGAUUUGUUUGAAAAGUCUCAGUUGACUGAAAAUACAUGGCACUUCUUCUAGGCUUAGGGAAAUAUUUUACAUAACCCUGCAGCGCACCACCAAACAAAAUUGUCAUGUAACGAAAUAACAAUCUUCUAGUUAACUCACAAUUCACUUAGUGUGGAAUUUAGUUGAACACAACAUUGUUCUACUCACAGGAAUUGAAGUAAGAGAAACAAAGAUCUUCAAUAGCUCCCAGUCAUUCUCUCUUUUUUUUUUAUAGCAAUCUGCUAAUUAUUCUGCCUGUCACUGUCAGGUAGAAAAAAUGAUUAGCUGUACAUAAAUAUUUGUUUUAAAACUGAUUAGGUGACAUUGAUUAAUUUGGUAGUUGGGUAUCACUGAUCUGAGUGAUUUGUUCCAUCAUAAGGAUGAACGAGAAAUGAAGGUUAUAAAUCUGUGUCGCACAAAUACAGAAUCAUGAAGUAACUGAAUUUUAAUUUUCUUAUUGCCAAGAAUGUAAAUGCUGACGCAUUCUCACACAUGACCCUUUUGUGUCAGGGUAAUUUGAUCAGACCAUAUUGAUGACUCCAUUGUCCUUGUUUGAGAUCGGCAGUAAAGCUUGGUCUUCAUUACAGUUUCAGGGUCUGUUGGGGGGUCAGGGAUCAGUGUCCUCUCUGUUCAGGAAAGUCCUUCCACCAACACUCCACUUUGACUGAAUCCACUCCAAAUCCACUUCUGUGUCCACCACCUUGUUACCUCUUCACCACUGUUGUUACAUCUUUGGACGGUGUCAGUGUUCAUCCGCUUUCCUCCAGAUGAUGGUUUUUAUAUUGAGAUGUCAGAGGUAAAAACCCAUCAAACCUGGAAAAGACAUUCAGUAAUCACAGAGUAAUUUACAAACUUAUGAGGAGAAUUAAAUAAAAGAAGAAUGAGUUUGGUAAGUAAAUGAAAAAUAGCGAUAAUGUCCUAUUAUCAUCCUGAGGUCAGUGUGAGGUAAAAAAAAGAAUUCAGGAACAGUGUGUGUGUGUGUAUAUGUGCUCUAUGAAUGUGUUCUGUUAAUGUCCACUCCUCCCGUCGUCGUCCUGCUGUACGUGUGAAAAAAGAUUCCGGUGGUUGGUGUUUUCACGUCAGAUCCUCUAACUCCAGAUGUCUGGAUGUACAGUGAUUUUAUUUUUCUACAGGUUUAAACUCUUGUGGAUGCAAUAGGAAAACAUUAAUCCUGUAAUAUUUACAGUAGUGCAGUACAGCACAGUACUUAAUCAAAGUAAAACAUUGAGUGAGUGUCUGAUAAAGCAUGUCCCAUCAGAGACCCUAAAAGUUUAUCAGCUUCUUUUUAGGAGAAUGAAGUUAUUUUUGCUUGUCGGAAAUGUGGAAUGGACUUGUUAAAAAAAAAAAUUGAUUGUGAAACAUUAUUGGACUUAAAAACUUGUUUGAUAUUUGAAGAAAUUACAACAAAAUGGAGUUUGUUUUGUUUUAAAGCACAUUCUGUAAUUUUAAUGGAACGAAGGAAGGUGUUGAUCCGUUGUUGUCCGACUCUGUGCUUGUCUCCAAAAUAUUUGGGAGAGAUGUAACGUUUGGAGAAUGUGUGACAGACACGUUUUAAUUUGAAGUGUUUUUAAUCAUUAGCUUGUUCUCAUUUGUUGCUAAAACCUCUACCUUUUGUUUGCACUUGGGCCCUUAGUGUGUAGUUAAGGAGAUGCUUUUAAUGCAAACGGUCAACAUGAAUGACCUGAUGUUGCACUGUACGCAGAAGCCAUUGUUACUGGGGUAAAAUUAUCAUGGUGGGAAACAUGGGUGUGUUAUUGUAUCAUAAGUGAGAAAGAAACUUAACGCUGUCUUUUAUUUAAAUAUAACUUAUUGGGGCAGUGUUACAAUUACUGUAUGUGCAUCCAUGGGAGUGUGAUGAUGAUAAUGACAACAAUUAAUAAAAAUGUAAAAUGCA